CUAAUCUUCCAUCUUUUACGCACGAGAAGCUUGAGCAUAAGCUAGUUGAAAGUAGAAGAGGAAAAUCCGAUAAUUAUGCGCCUAACGCUUUUAGAAAUAUGAAGAAAGGUUACGGUCUCUGGCGAGAACGAUAUGUAAAGAAUACAAUGGUAAAAGCAAAUGUUCCUACUUCAAAUGGGGAGGUUGUAUUUGUUGUAAAGGCGCGUGUUGGUGCAUCUAUGAAAAGUGUGAGCUACUCUGUAUUUGUUCAUUUAAAUCAGAGAACUGCUGAAGUGGAGUAUAGUAUUUGUAACUGUAAAGCAGGACAAGGUGGAUGCUGCAAACAUGUCGCAGAGUUACUUUACACAGUGUUAGACUUUGUGAACCUUAAGCUUUCUGCUAUUCCUGCCGAACUUAAGUGUGCUCAGCUACCUCAAAAAUGGAAUGUACCAUCUGGCAAUUCUAAAACUCUUGAGAAAGCUGUAAAAUUUGAACACUUGCUUUUUGAAAAGGCUGAUGUAAAUAAAACCAAUGAACAACAUUCUGUAAGAGGUGUUAGAGAGAACUACUGCUUGACACCACCAUAUGCACAAGAACUUACCAAAGAAGACAUCAAAAUAAUGGCAGAUGCCUUUCAAAAAGUUAAUAGGGCAUCAUUGUUAUGCGAAGCAUUUAAAUCAAAUGAAUAUCAGCCCAGUAAUACUUUUGAGACUUCUUGCAAUCAAAUGAUAAAGGAAAAGUUAUAAAUCAAAGAAAAACUAUA
This is a messenger RNA of Xenia sp. Carnegie-2017, 742 nucleotides long. RefSeq lists its product as uncharacterized. Gene Ontology annotation, molecular function: zinc ion binding. The coding region runs from base 99 to 725 and encodes 208 amino acids. The record is from RefSeq and is a predicted model, not a curated record. The transcript has a single exon. NCBI's taxonomy places the organism in Eukaryota, Metazoa, Cnidaria, Anthozoa, Malacalcyonacea, Xeniidae.